GGCAUGGACGGCUGAUGUCGCAGUCUGAGGACUGACAGGGGAAUGGUGUGAAUCUGAAGCUUGCUUGCAACUAGUUUAUAUUUGCAGUAAUGCGAAACAAACAAGAUUGGCCAGUGUCUUGAUCGCCGUUUGUGAUAUAUUUGUAAAGCAGAAUGCUGACGCGCGUCGCUCGGGGCAAUAAGGCAAACUUUAGGGGGUGAAAUGUAGCUAGUGCUAGAUUGUGUCGUGUUAGCGAGCUAGUUUGGCGUUAGGCUUUUGAGACAAGCGUUUGGAAAUCUUGCAAGGCGAUGUGUGUGUGUGUGUGUGUGUGUGUGUAGGGCAGUAGAAUGGCACCAUGCUGUAGCCCGAUUCCCUGCCUGUUUGGCCGCAGUGUAUUCGCUAACUGUGUAUUAUUGGGUCUGUGGUGACACUUGUGUGUGUGUGUGUGUGUAGCUAGUCGAGUAUAACGCUGCGUUCUGCGCCGAGACUUAGUCUUCUGAACCUACUACAGGUAAAGAGUCCAUAAGGAGCUGAAACAAUGGAAACUACCAGCACGAAAAACAUGUAUGCGAGUCGCAAACGGAGGAAACCCGCCCUGAAAAGUGGGAAGGAGGCUUCAGUUGAAGCUGCAAAGUCAAAUCCCUCUAAGAGGCACCGUGAUCGACUGAAUGGUGAACUGGACCGGCUGGCCAGCCUGCUGCCUUUUCAUCAGGAUGUCAUCACUAAACUGGACAAACUGACAGUUCUCCGACUGAGCGUUGGCUGCCUGCGAGCCAAGAGUCACUUCAAUACUCUCCUGAAAACCAGUAAAUCCAAUCAACCAGCAAACAAUGACACAAAAACGCAUGUUCAGUUGCCAGAAGGUGAACUAUUGUUACAGGUCAUAAAUGGAUUUGUAUUAGUGGUCACCUCUACUGGUACAGUUUUUUACGUCUCUUCCACUGUUGAGGACUAUCUCGGAUUCCAGCAGUCAGAUAUCCUCCAUCAGAGUGUUUAUGGGCUUGUUCACACAGAAGACAGAGCUGAGCUUCACCGGCAACUCCACUGGGCUCUCAACCCCACUAACUCUUCAGACACUGGGCAUCCAGUGCUAGAUACCCAAGAUUCACAGUUACCCCACACCUAUUAUAACCCUGAGCAGUUACCACCAGAGAACUCCGCCUUUCUGGAACGAAAUUUCGUGUGCAGGUUAAGAUGUCUACUGAACAACUCAUCUGGCUUUCUGGCCAUAAACUUUCAGGGCCGUUUAAAGUUUUUGCAUGGACAAAAUGAGAAGACUUCAGAGGGCAAACCCAUUCCACCUCAGCUGGCCUUAUUUGCCCUGGCCUGUCCAGUUCAGCCACCCUCCAUUCUGGAGAUCCGUGCCAAAAACUUCAUCUUCAGGACCAAACACAAACUGGACUUUACCCCAAUUGCAUGCGAUGCCAAAGGGAAGAUUGUGCUGGGCUACACAGAGGCAGAGCUGUGCUACCGUGGCUCAGGCUACCAGUUUAUACAUGCAGCAGACAUGCUACACUGUGCUGAGAACCACAUGCGCAUGAUAAAGACUGGUGAGAGUGGACUGACUGUAUUUAGGCUGCUUACCAAACAGGGAGGCUGGGUUUGGGUGCAGGCUAAUGCCAGACUCAUUUACAAAAAUGGCCAACCGGACUUUAUCAUUGCCUCUCAAAGAGUACUCCUGGAUGAAGAAGGAGAAGAGACUCUGAGGAAGCGUAGCCUCAUGCCCCCAUUCAGCUUCACCAAAGGAGAGGCUGUACUGUAUGCCCUAAACUCAGAAUCCAGCCCAGAAUCUAUUUCAUCUGUUGCUCCAGGAGAUAGUAACCAACUGAAAGUCCCAAGUGGACUAGAUCCCAACUCUCUCCUGGGCUCAAUGCUGAAACAAGAUGAGUCUAUCUAUGCAUGCUCUUCAGGUUCAGAUGAGCCAGUGAGAGCUCAGGACCCUGAGUAUGAGGAGGAGCUUGGUGGGAUCUUUUCCAGUAACUGGCAAAAGAACAUUCUUUCUCUCCCUGAGACCUCUCUCUUUAAUCCAGAUAUGACAAUCAGCACUGGUAGGGAAGAGAGCAACUGUGAGCUCAUGAGCUUUAUGAGCAGUCUGGGAAUCACUCCAGAAGAUGUAGUGCUUCUCCAACAAGAAGAGCUGUUCCUUAACAUAGAGAUGGAUGGUCGAUAUGGCUUUAAAGACUUUACUGAUGACUUUCUCUCCUAUGUGCAGGAAUCUCUCCGGAAGAAGGUAGACUUUGCACUUCCCAGUAGCAUUCAGACCAAUCUGAACGAAAAGUGUCUCCCAAGUAUUGCACCUGAACCAAAGCCUCCAUCACAGCCAUCACUGUUCUCAUGGUCACAGGGUCAGCAGCUAUUUUUACAAAGUCCCUCGUCUUUUCUUGUUCAGCCUUCAGACCUAACGAUGCAGCAGUCUAUACCAAAGCAAUACUAUUCACAAUCUCAGCGAUCUUCUUCUAUGCAAGAUAGGCAGCACGAUCAUCAGGGGUCUCUUCAAGCACAGUCUUGUCUGUACAGACAGCCAAGCAUAACACCACCUGGUCUUCAGCUAAAUCCACAACAGCAGUCACCUCAUCCAGUGAACCACAAGCCUGUAUACCAACCUGAGCUUUCAUCGUUUUUUUGUCCCGAGAAAGAAGCGUAUCAUAGGCUGAAGCACACUGCUAGUGUUUCUGUUAGAGAGAGCAGUUCCACUGACCAGCAGCUGCCUACUCUCUUACAUUCUGGAUUGCAGGAACCUGGAAGCUUUUACCUAGAAACCAACCAUUUGCCUCAGGGACUUCCUUAUAUAAACCAAGUAAACACUGUGUCAGUGAACUUCAACCAGGAACGUGCGGGCGCCUCUAUUCCUGCAAGACACUUACAUGUGGGUGAGUCUCUGGAGGAGCUGCUAACCUGCUUGGAUACUGUGGGUCAGGAGAGGCAUGGGCAGUCUGGAGAGCUUCAUGGGGAAGGUCAUCCUCCGUGUGCACAGCCUAGCUUCGAUUAUAGCUUGCUCCAUCAGCCAUACACAGGCCAGAAUGGCGCACUUGGAAGUCUGCAGGGGAGCUGUGAAAAGGACAGUAUCAGUGACCUCGCAGCACAGACUCCUCAGAAUUCUGCUGACAACAGGCCCUACCCAGACCUGUCUCUGGGAUACAUGUGAAUGUACACCUUCAUAAUCCAUGUGAGUGGUGUAGAGCAGAGCAUAGUGCUCUUGUUAGGAGGUGUGAGGAUAAGAAGCUCAGUCUGGACGAUUCCACAGGGCAGUAAUGAAGAAAAAGAAUUAAGGCAAGACUAGAGAUAGAGGGGUAAGGUUUGGGUGUAAGAGGUCCUGAGCAACAGCAGACAAGAACAGAACUAAAAGGCAAUGCAAGAAUAUACCCGAUUGAAUUUAUGAAAUAUCCUGUGAGUCAUAUUAACUGAGAAUCCCAGUCAGAUCCAUCUAAUGAAUAGAAAGAGAUCAGUGUGUGAGUGUGAGUGUGUGUGUGUGUGUGUGUGUGUGUGUGUGUGUGUGUGUGUGUGUGUGUGUGUGUGUGUGUGUCAGAUGUGUGGGCGUGUCUGGAAUGUGAAAUAGUCCCCAACCUUUUUCUGAGUGAACAAGUAACACUUGUUUUUUCAUUGGAACGCUUGUUAAGAUUUUGAUUAUCCCAAAUGUACACAGUGGUCUGAGAUGUAGCUCCCUGACCAUGAUGCACACACUGCACAAUACAACACAACACAACACAACACAACACAACACAACACAACACAACACAACACAACACAAGAGAGUAUCACAAAGGAUUACAUUAAGUGCAAAUGUGCAACUAUGUCAGAUGAGUUAAAAAAUGAGUGUAGCACAAUAAAUAAGAGUGCAGGUCAGGGUGUUGCUGUUUUUUGUGUAUGUUGAUGUGUGUAAAACAGCACUUCGGGUACAGAGGGCUAAAGUACAUCAUUUUUGUAGCUUGACAAAUAAGACAAUAUACUAUGGAAACUAAUUAACUUAAUUGACUGAUUAAGUUUGUAAUAUGGACUAAAUGUUAUUAAUUUA
This is a messenger RNA of Silurus meridionalis, 3991 nucleotides long. It is a transcript of the gene ahr1a, whose product is annotated as aryl hydrocarbon receptor 1a. Gene Ontology annotation, cellular component: aryl hydrocarbon receptor complex; nucleus; transcription regulator complex. The record is from RefSeq and is a predicted model, not a curated record. Gene Ontology annotation, molecular function: nuclear receptor activity; transcription cis-regulatory region binding; protein dimerization activity. The transcript is spliced from 11 exons. Gene Ontology annotation, biological process: regulation of transcription by RNA polymerase II. Bases 518 to 3124 code for a protein of 868 amino acids. Lineage: Eukaryota; Metazoa; Chordata; Actinopteri; Siluriformes; Siluridae.